ACUCUGCUUCGCUAUCAGAUCUAAGGUCAUGUCGAGGGCGAUGCGGCCAUUGCUGGCCGUGGGGCAGCCUUGUUGCUCUUCUGCGGCUGUGUCUCGACGGGCGGCAGCUGGAUCUCGGAGCUAUAGCGCCUCCGCUCGGUUGACAGACCAUCCUUCCUCGUCUGCGAGUCUUGCACCAGCUCGGCAUCCCCAGCAGGCGCGGAGAAGAUACGGUCAACCUCUUCCGCACACGCACCCACACCUCUUUCCGCAUCGACUCUCACUCGAGGCAAGAGCAGACUUGGCGCCUCUGGAUCCUCAUGGCAAUAUUCAGGUGGCCCAUGAUGAGCUGACGCCCGGCAUCCCUGCGAGCGAGUACGAGGACCGACGGAGAAGAUUGAUGGAUCGAUUACCCGAGAGGAGCAUCGUCGUUUGCAUGGCGGGCCGUGUCAAGAGCAUGAGUGGCAACAUCUUCUACCGUUUCAGACAGGAUUCGAACUUCCUCUACCUGACUGGCUUCCAGGAGCCGGACGCAGCAGUGGUGUUGGAGAAGGACUCUAGUUCGAGGGGUUACAAGAUGACUAUGUUUGUGCAAGACCGAGACGAAGCAAAUGAGACUUGGAACGGACCACGGUCAGGCAUUGAUGGAGCGACGGACGUGUUUGGCGCAGAUGAGGCCUAUGCAAUGGAUCCUUCCACUUUCCUCAAUCACCUCAAGGAUGUUCUACCUCGAAGCAACCACAUCUAUGUUGAGCCAUCACCGACACCGACUGUACCACGCAUGUCGAGCAGGGCAUCGAAGAUGCCGUCGAUCCUCAAUUUCCUGUCACCCCCUAGUCCAACACCCUACGACAUGCUGCCCAAAAAGGCCGACUUCGAGGCCAUGGUCAAGCUCUUGGGCGAUCCAGUCAAGAGCCAGAGACUGUCGCCUACGCUCGACAAGCUGCGACUGCGAAAGUCGACAAACGAAUUGAGACUGAUGCGUCGUGCCGGUCGGAUAGGAUCCGAGGCCAUGAUCCAGACGAUGGAGUUCGUGCGACCAGGCAUGGUCGAGUCCGCGCUCCAAUCGCGGUUCGAGGCGUCAUGUUCACUCGCUGGCGCCCAGCGGCCCGCCUAUGUCCCCGUCGUGGCAUCGGGCAGCAAUGCGCUGACGAUCCAUUACGUCAACAAUGACGAUGUCUGCAGGGCGGGCGACAUGGUGUGCAUGGACGCCGGUUGCGAGCUGGACGGCUAUGUAAGCGACAUUACACGAGCGUUCCCCGUCAACAGCGACGGCAAAUUCAGUGGACCUCAAGCGGAUCUGUACGAGGCCGUCUUGCGUGUCUUGCGAAGCUGCACGGCGCUGGUGAGCCAGAGCCAAGCGUACACCUUGGCCGAACUCCACCGUCGGUCAGUAGAGAUGCUGGCCGCGGAGCUCAGGGCGUUGGGCUUCGACCUAAGACCCGGUGUGUUGGAGCGCGAAAUCUAUCCCCACGCUCUGUCACACUGGCUCGGGAUGGACCUGCACGAUACCCCCUCGGUCGAAAGGACAACGCGGCUCGAAGAGGGCAUGUGCCUCUCGGUCGAGCCGGCCGUGUACUGCUCGGAGCACACAAGUGGAGUGCCCAAGGCAUUCUGGGGCAUGGGUAUCCGCAUCGAGGACGAUGUCGCCGUGGGUCAGCAGGGCAACAUCGUCCUCAAUGCCGAAUGCCCCCGUGAGCGCGUCGACGUUGAGGCGGCCUGCUCGCGCUUCUUGGAAGGUGUCAAGCUGAAAUCGACGAGUGAUCGCCGUCGUGACGCUCCAGUAUUCAUUUAAUAGUUCGCAGCACCCUCAUUAUCCCAAACAUGUACGCACAAUCGUCAUCUUCAUUGUCAAAUGGCAUCGUCGUGG
Molecule: messenger RNA, 1849 nt
Organism: Acaromyces ingoldii
Lineage: Eukaryota; Fungi; Basidiomycota; Exobasidiomycetes; Exobasidiales; Cryptobasidiaceae
Exons: 2
Coding region: 29-1774 (581 amino acids)
Cellular component (GO): mitochondrion
Molecular function (GO): metalloaminopeptidase activity; manganese ion binding
Source: RefSeq, a predicted model, not a curated record